AUGAUAGUUAAUAAAACAACUAAAGAUUAUUAUAUAGGUUCUGCUUCAACUAAUAGGCUUUAUGCUAGAUUCUGUAGCCAUGUUAUUUAUUUUAAAGGUAGCAAAAUAGUUAAAUUAGCUAUUAAAAAGUAUGAAUUAAAAAAUUUUGCUUUUAUUGUAUUAGAUUUAUAUCCUAAUGUUGUUACCAAAGAAAAUAACAAGGAAUUAAUGGAUUUAGAAGAUAAAUAUUUAAAAUUGUUAGUUCCUAAUUAUAAUAUUUUAACAGAAGCAGGUUCUAGUUUUGGUUAUAAACACACUGAAGUUGAUCGUCAAAAGAUGAAAGAUCUAUAUGAUGAUGCAAGACGGGUAAGAGUUGGUAGCCUAAAUAGAGGUAAAAAGCUUUCUUCUGAUACCAUAGAAAGGAUUAGAGAGAAAGCUUUAAUUAGACCACCCAUGUCUGAAGCAACUAAGAAUAAGUGUAUAACUAAUACAAGACCUGUUGUCUUGUAUAACUUGAAUAGAACUGUUUACGGUAAAUAUCCUACUAUUUUAGAAGCAGCUAAGGCUAUAAGCUGUGAUGAGAAGACCAUCAGAAGAGCCUUACAGACAGAAAAAAGGGUAGUUAAACGACAAUGGAUAGUAGAAGAUUUACAAGAUAAAUAG
Sclerotinia sclerotiorum 1980 UF-70 is the source of this 642-nucleotide messenger RNA. The record is from the annotation of a RefSeq genome assembly. Lineage: Eukaryota; Fungi; Ascomycota; Leotiomycetes; Helotiales; Sclerotiniaceae.